CUCGCUGGGGUCCCCUGCAGCAGAAAGUCUGGGGACAAACGAUCAGUACGGGUGUGGACCCCAGCAGGGACCGACUCCCACCUCCACCUGGGUCGCAGGGCGCCUGGGUCGCUGUCCCCGCCCCGCGGACCAGCCGGCCAAGCUCUCCCCAGGGCGCCGAGGGUGCAGAGCUCGGGCUCCGACCCAAGCUCUCCGCCGGGUGGUGGGCGUUGCUCCGCCCUUCGACCUCGGGGUUGACAGAUGAGAGCCCGCGGGCCUGGGCAGAGCCGCGUCGCUCCUGCUGCUCGGAGAACGCACGCCACCUUGACCGCGGAAUUCGCACCCCGAGGCGGGGGGCCGCGGACAGCAUGGAGCGCCGCGUGCGAGUGAAAACCUGGGUGAAGGAGAACCGGGCCUCCUUCCAGCCUCCGGUGUGCAACAAGCUCAUGCACCAGGAGCAGCUCAAAAUCAUGUUCGUUGGUGGCCCCAACACCAGGAAGGACUACCACAUCGAGGAAGGCGAGGAGGUGUUUUACCAGCUGGAGGGGCACAUGGUUCUCCGCAUCCUGGAGCAAGGGAAGCACCGGGACGUGGUCAUUCGGCAGGGGGAGAUAUUCCUGCUGCCGGCCAGGGUGCCGCACUCCCCACAGAGGUUUGCCAACACCAUGGGGCUGGUGGUCGAGCGGAGGCGGCUGGAGACAGAGCUGGAUGGGCUCAGGUACUACGUGGAGGACACCGUGGACAUCCUAUAUGAGAAGUGGUUCCACUGCAAGGACCUUGGCACGCAGUUGGCCCCCAUCAUCCAAGAGUUCUUCCGCUCAGAGCAGUACAGGACAGGAAAGCCCAUCCCUGACCAGCUGCCCAAGGAGCCGCCCUUCCCUCUGAGCACUCGCUCGGUCAUGGAGCCCAUGUCCCUGGAGGCCUGGCUGGAUGGUCACCGCAGAGAGCUGCAGGCCGGCACAUCUCUCAGCCUGUUUGGGGACACCUAUGAGACCCAGGUAAUCGCACAUGGACAAGGCAGCAGCAGAGGCCCAGGAGAGCUCGUGGACAUCUGGCUGUGGCAGCUGGAGGGUUCUUCAGUGGUGACAGUGGGAGGACAGCACCUGGGCCUAGCCCCCGACGACAGCUUCCUGGUGCCAGCUGGGACCUCGUACGUGUGGGAGCGAGCCCCAGACUGUGUGGCCCUGUCCGUGACUCAGGACCCUGCCCGCAAGCAGCCACCAGGCUGACCCUCUUGUUGUGGGCCUGAAGCAGCCAGGGUGUGCCUCAGUGCUGUCAUGAGAGGCUCCCUGCCACACAGCUCUCCUGAUCUCCACUGAGGACCCCAGUGCCCCCUCCCACGCCCUGACGCCAUGUCAUUCAGCCUCCUGUCACUCUCAGCCAGAGAUGCCAGGCUCCCAGGGUGCUAGCCGCCCUCCAUUGGCCCCGGGACUUGGCCAGGUGGUAUGGUGACCCAUCCCUCUGUCCCCACAGUCCACUUGCCCGUCUCCAGGGCAAUCCUCCAUAAGGGCUCCUGGUGAGGUAGGAGGGUCACAAGUUUGAUCUCAGCCUGGUAAUUUAGUCAGAUCCUGUCUCAGAAUAAAAAAUAAGAUGGGGAUGGGGUGGUGCAUCUCAGUGUGGAGGGCUUGGAUUCAACCUCCAGUAUCACACACAUACAAAUAACAAUAAAAUCAUAACGGCUCCUGGCCAAUGAGAGCUGGUGGGUCAGCGCA
Molecule: messenger RNA, 1691 nt
Organism: Octodon degus (degu)
Lineage: Eukaryota; Metazoa; Chordata; Mammalia; Rodentia; Octodontidae
Gene: Haao
Product: 3-hydroxyanthranilate 3,4-dioxygenase
Exons: 10
Coding region: 348-1208 (286 amino acids)
Biological process (GO): quinolinate metabolic process; 'de novo' NAD+ biosynthetic process from L-tryptophan
Cellular component (GO): cytoplasm
Molecular function (GO): 3-hydroxyanthranilate 3,4-dioxygenase activity; iron ion binding
Source: RefSeq, a predicted model, not a curated record